Messenger RNA from Parus major (Great Tit), 3832 nucleotides. RefSeq names its product glutamate ionotropic receptor AMPA type subunit 3 (gene GRIA3). Gene Ontology annotation, cellular component: postsynaptic membrane; plasma membrane; AMPA glutamate receptor complex. Gene Ontology annotation, biological process: synaptic transmission, glutamatergic; monoatomic ion transport; modulation of chemical synaptic transmission. The record is from RefSeq and is a predicted model, not a curated record. Gene Ontology annotation, molecular function: AMPA glutamate receptor activity; transmitter-gated monoatomic ion channel activity involved in regulation of postsynaptic membrane potential. The transcript is spliced from 15 exons. Lineage: Eukaryota; Metazoa; Chordata; Aves; Passeriformes; Paridae. The coding region runs from base 235 to 2691 and encodes 818 amino acids.
GGGGGAGAAAGGCAAUCUCGCAGCCAAUGAGCCCUGCUAGACUGGGGUGAAGACGAGAGCAGAGGGAUUUGGGGAAGGAAAGAAUAGAAAAAGGAGACGAAAGGAGGGGGACCAUCCUCCCUACCACCUCCGCCAGCAUCGCCACCACUGUUGACACCGCUCCGAGUCUCCAGUUGCGCCCAUGCCUGUGCCGCCAGUUUCGGUUUAGGGGCUGAACCGCAGGGGCUGAAGAAAAUGGGGCAGAGCGCGCCCCGGACCCUCCUGCUGCUGCUGGCGGGGCUGCUGGGGGAGGCUCUGGCGGGGUUCCCCAACACCAUCAGUAUAGGUGGACUUUUCAUGAGAAACACUGUUCAGGAGCACAGUGCAUUUAGAUUUGCUGUGCAGCUAUACAACACAAACCAAAAUACCACAGAAAAGCCCUUCCAUUUGAACUAUCACGUAGAUCACUUGGACUCUUCCAACAGUUUUUCAGUGACAAAUGCCUUCUGUUCACAGUUUUCCAGGGGAGUUUAUGCCAUCUUUGGAUUCUAUGACCAGAUGUCAAUGAACACCCUGACAUCAUUCUGUGGAGCCCUUCAUACGUCCUUCAUCACACCGAGCUUCCCAACAGAUGCAGAUGUGCAGUUUGUCAUCCAGAUGCGGCCAGCAUUAAAAGGAGCCAUCUUGAGUCUCUUGACUUACUAUAAGUGGGAAAAGUUUGUGUACCUCUAUGACACAGAACGGGGAUUUUCCAUUCUUCAGGCAAUUAUGGAAGCUGCAGUACAGAACAACUGGCAAGUGACAGCCAGAUCUGUAGGAAGCAUAAAAGAUGUUCAAGAGUUCAGAAGAAUUAUAGAGGAGAUGGACAGACGGCAAGAAAAAAGAUACUUAAUUGACUGUGAAGUAGACAGAAUCAACACCAUUUUGGAACAGGUUGUAGUCCUCGGCAAACAUUCUAGAGGCUAUCACUACAUGUUAGCUAACCUGGGUUUCGCAGACAUUGUUCUGGAGAGAGUAAUGCAUGGAGGUGCCAACAUUACUGGAUUCCAGAUUGUUAAUAAUGAAAACCCAAUGGUUCAACAGUUUCUACAGCGUUGGAUGAGGCUUGAUGAAAGGGAAUUCCCUGAAGCCAAAAACUCACCAUUAAAGUACACGUCUGCACUGACCCAUGAUGCAGUCCUGGUCAUAGCAGAGGCUUUCCGGUACCUCCGAAGGCAACGUGUUGAUGUCUCCAGGAGAGGCAGUGCUGGAGACUGCCUGGCUAACCCUGCAGUGCCAUGGAGCCAAGGAAUUGAUAUAGAAAGAGCACUUAAAAUGGUGCAAGUUCAAGGAAUGACAGGGAACAUCCAGUUCGACACCUAUGGGCGGAGAACAAAUUACACAAUUGAUGUGUAUGAAAUGAAAGCUGCUGGAUCACGGAAGGCUGGUUAUUGGAAUGAAUAUGAAAGAUAUGUACCAGCAUUAGAUCAGCUGCCCUCUAAUGACACUUCAUCUGUGGAGAACAGAACUAUAGUAGUAACUACCAUCUUGGAAUCACCAUAUGUAAUGUAUAAGAAAAACCAUGAACAACUAGAAGGGAAUGAGAGAUAUGAAGGAUAUUGUGUAGACUUAGCUUCUGAAAUAGCAAAACAUGUUGGAAUAAAAUACAAACUGUCAAUUGUUGGAGAUGGGAAAUAUGGAGCUAGGGACCCUGAGACUAAGAUAUGGAAUGGCAUGGUGGGUGAACUGGUCUAUGGGAGAGCAGAUAUAGCUGUUGCCCCCCUCACCAUAACAUUGGUGCGAGAAGAAGUCAUAGACUUUUCCAAACCCUUUAUGAGCCUGGGUAUCUCCAUCAUGAUCAAGAAGCCUCAGAAAUCUAAACCGGGCGUAUUCUCUUUCCUGGAUCCUUUGGCUUAUGAAAUUUGGAUGUGUAUAGUCUUUGCUUACAUUGGCGUCAGCGUAGUUCUUUUCCUAGUCAGCAGAUUCAGCCCUUAUGAGUGGCACUUGGAAGACAACACUGAAGAACCACGUGACCCUCAGAAUCCUCCUGACCCUCCAAAUGAGUUUGGAAUAUUUAACAGCCUUUGGUUUUCCCUGGGUGCCUUUAUGCAGCAAGGAUGCGAUAUUUCUCCAAGAUCUCUCUCAGGGCGAAUUGUUGGAGGAGUCUGGUGGUUCUUCACUCUCAUCAUUAUCUCUUCCUACACUGCUAAUCUCGCUGCCUUCCUUACGGUGGAAAGGAUGGUUUCACCCAUAGAGAGUGCAGAGGACCUGGCUAAACAAACUGAAAUAGCCUAUGGCACUUUGGAUUCAGGCUCAACCAAAGAAUUCUUUAGAAGGUCAAAAAUAGCUGUCUAUGAGAAAAUGUGGUCAUACAUGAAGUCGGCCGAGCCCUCGGUGUUCACCAAGACGACAGCGGAUGGAGUGGCGAGGGUGCGGAAGUCCAAGGGGAAAUUUGCCUUCCUGCUGGAGUCCACGAUGAAUGAGUACAUCGAGCAGCGCAAGCCCUGUGACACCAUGAAAGUUGGAGGAAACCUGGAUUCCAAGGGCUAUGGUGUAGCAACCCCCAAAGGCUCAGCAUUAAGAAAUGCUGUUAACCUGGCAGUAUUAAAACUGAAUGAGCAAGGCCUCUUGGACAAAUUGAAAAACAAAUGGUGGUACGACAAAGGAGAGUGCGGCAGCGGGGGAGGUGACUCCAAGAACUCCUGUAAACCUUGCAGUAUUGAAACUCAGUGAACAAGGCAUCUUAGACAAGCUGAAAAACAAAUGGUGGUACGAUAAGGGUGAAUGUGGAGCCAAGGACUCCGGAAGUAAGGUCAGUCACUGAAGGUCUUUUUGUACUGAUUAGCAAUCACAUUUUGACCCACUGUUUGUUUAUACCAAGAAUGACUUUCAAAAAUUGCUAUUUACAUUUUGAAGGAUGAAAGAAAAGAAUAGAAAAAAAUAAGUAAGUCUCAGAACAUGACAGCAUAUUUCUUAUAUACAGUAACAGGCUGUAGUUGUAAGUAUGUUUCACUGUGUGAGUAUUUUGCUAGAAACAUGCUAAGAGAAGCCCCCAAAGCCUUUCAAGCUGGUGUCUUCAUUUAAAUGUGCAAGUUUUAGCACAGUCACUGUCUAUUAUUCAGGCCAGCAUAUUUUCUUAUUUUUAUUGAAAAAACACAUUUCUGUUUCAAAAUUAUUACUUAGGUUCUCUACAUGUCAGUUUGGGAAACAGUCACAUGCUUGCUAAGGGCACAAAUUUUCAGGACAGACAGCUGAUAAGGAAAAAGUGCUCUUCCUGCCUUAAUUGCCAAUUCAUUUUGAAAUUGGUUGGAUAAAAAAAAAAAUAUCUAGAAAUACUAAUGGUUAAUCAUUACCUAAAUAUUGUAUAUUCCUUUUUAUACUGUUUUGAACCAUUUUGCUGCUGUACUAUCCUGUCGUCAACCAGUCAUGCUAUGGGGCUGCCCAGCCUCAUGCAGGACCACUGUAGACCCUAGGACAGGUCCCACCCCUGAGGUCAAUUGGCCCAGUAGCUGGACACUUAAAUUGUAGGGAAUAUUUAUUUACACCAUUCAGUCAAAAGGAGGAUUUUUAUUUUUUUUUUAUGCUCAUAGACCCACUGGGGAGAAAAACUCUGUAAAGUGCUGGGCUUGUUGAAGUGAAGGACAUUUUCAAAGGCACCAAGAGGAGGAGGAAUCCAGUUCCAGCUGAAAUCGGUCGCAGUUGAGUGCCUAACUCCCUUGGUGCCUUUGGAAGUACUCUCUGUAAUCAUUCAAACAGAAAACUAUAAUUUCAAAGCACCCUUUCAGUGUCGGAGGACAUCAAGUUUCAGUGAAGCCAGUAAUAAAAUUUCAUUGAUUUCAGUAGGGCUGGAAGUUGCUUAGGGCACAAGCCAGUA